Messenger RNA from Pogoniulus pusillus (Red-fronted tinkerbird), 3142 nucleotides. RefSeq names its product scaffold attachment factor B1-like. Gene Ontology annotation, biological process: regulation of mRNA processing; regulation of transcription by RNA polymerase II. The coding region runs from base 107 to 2854 and encodes 915 amino acids. Gene Ontology annotation, cellular component: nucleus. The transcript is spliced from 19 exons. Lineage: Eukaryota; Metazoa; Chordata; Aves; Piciformes; Lybiidae. Gene Ontology annotation, molecular function: RNA binding; sequence-specific DNA binding. The record is from RefSeq and is a predicted model, not a curated record.
CCUUAGUGCGUCUGGGCUGUGCCACCAUUUUGUGCUGCAAUUGCGGCUUUUUGCCGGUGUUUUUCUCCUGCCUUGCUCCGCGUGUGCGAGUCGAAACAACGGCUCCAUGGCGGAGAGCCACUCAGCUGCUGGGCAGGGGGAAUCUCCGUCCUUGGGUGGCUCCGGAGUCUCCAGCUGGGAGCCUGAAAACCGCCGGCGGCUGAGCGAGCUACGCGUGAUAGAUUUGCGGGCUGAGCUCAAGCGCCGCAAUUUAGACAGCGGUGGGAACAAGAGCGUCCUCAUGGAGCGGCUCCGGAGGGCUAUCGAGGAAGAAGGAGGAAAUCCUGAUGAAAUCCCAAUGGUGUCAGAAAAUGUGAAGAAAACUCCCAAAAGAAGCAGCAAAGGACGUAGAGCAGAUGAAGAGGGAGUAGAAGAUAAUGGCCUGGAAGAGGAUUCGGGAGACGGACAGGAGGACAUUGAAGCAAGUUUGGAUAACUUGCAGGAUAUUGACAUGAUGGAUAUUAGUGUGUUAGAUGAAGCUGAAAUAGAUAAUGGCAAUGCAGUAGAUUGCACAGAGGAUUACAGUGCUGAUAAUAUUCUUGACUCGCUGUCUGAUAGUAAAGAAAAUGCUGAUGCAGAAGUGAAAGAACACCCAGAGCAGCCUGCAGAAUAUGCUGUAGGUAACUUGGAGGCAUCCCCACAAUUGUCAGAGAUUAAAGAAGAAUCAAGAGAAAUACCAGUAGUGAUGGUAGAGAUUGAAGAUGUUGGAAACAGUUUAGAUGCUUCUUCAUCUGAUCUAACUGCACUAAAGGAACUUGAAGAGUUACCUUUGGAGCCAGAAAAUGAGAAAAUACUCGACAUUUUGGGGGAAACUUGUAAAUCUGAAGUGCUUAACGAAGAGCCUUGCGAGGCGGAGCGGCCACACGCCCAGGAAGCCAGUAACGUGGUGCCAGGCAAGAGGCUAGCGGAGGAAGAGGACGCUCUUGCUGCCGCUCAGUCGGAGGAAGAUGCUUUAGAUUUGGACAGCAAAUCGGCCCAAGCUAUGGCAAGGAAGGAAGCAAAGCGUUUAGUUGUAGCAAAAGGGGAGACAAGUGAACAGACAAUAGAGGAAGAGAAGCUGGACUCUGCCUCUUUAGUAGUAGAGAGCCUAAGCGAUCAGAGUAGCAAACGCUCCCAAGGCCUGGAAGCCUCUAGUGGGGAAGCGGCGGCCAAAGGCGCAGGCCCCGAAGGCAGCAAAGCUAGCAAAGAAGAUGGCAAGAAAACAGAAGACAAAGCUAAUUCUGAGGAACCCCCUGCUACUAAAGAGUCCUCAGCCAGUGAGGGCGCUGAUCAGAAAAAGAGCCCUGUUGAGGAGGACAGAGAUGCAAAGAUAAUCUCAAAGGAUGAGAAAGGCCGUGUGAGUAGUUCUUCUGGCAGAAAUCUGUGGGUCAGUGGACUUUCAUCCUCUACUAGAGCUACAGACUUAAAGAACCUUUUCAGCAAGUAUGGAAAGGUGGUCGGUGCAAAAGUAGUGACAAACGCUCGCAGUCCUGGCGCUCGCUGUUACGGCUUCGUCACCAUGUCCACCUCCGAGGAAGCCACUAAGUGUAUUAAUCAUCUCCACAGGACAGAGCUGCAUGGCAAAAUGAUUUCUGUGGAAAAGGCGAAAAAUGAACCGGCUGGGAAAAAGCCUUCGGACAAAAAGGAAAGUGAAACCAGGAAGGACAAAGACAGGCACCACUCUGCAGAGUCCAAAUCUGAGAAGUCUGGUGGUGCUAGGAAGGAGGACAGGAGCGACAAAAAAGAUGAUAAGAAGUCAGAAAAAGAUGGAAAAGAUGAAGGCAAAGGAAAAGAUGAACUAAAAUCUGGAUCCUCUGAUAGAUCCAGGGCAAGCAAGUCAGCCAGUCGAGGAACAGAAAGGACAGUGGUGAUGGACAAGUCUAAAGGAGAACCAGUGAUUAGUGUGAAGACUUCUACAUCCAAAGAGAGGAGUACCAAGAGCCAGGAGCGCAAGUCGGAGAGCAAGGAGAAGCAGGACAUCCUGUCCUUCGAUAAAAUCAAGGAGCAGCGGGAACGGGAGCGGCAGCGGCAGAGGGAGCGAGAGAUCAGGGAGACGGAGAGGCGACGAGAGAGGGAGAGGCGAGAGCGAGAGCAGCGCCUGCAGGCCAUCCACGAGCGGGAUGAAAGGCAGCGGCUGCAGAGGGAGCGGGAACGGCUGGAAUUCCAGAGGCAGCGUCUGGACAGAGAGCGUCUGGAGAGGGAGAGGCUGGAGAGAGAACGGAUGCACAUAGAGCAGGAGAGGAGGAGGGAGCAGGAGCGCAUCCAGCGGGAGAGGGAAGAGCUGCGGCGGCAGCAGGAGCAGCUGCGCUACGAGCAGGAGCGGCGCUCUGCCAUGAGGAGGCCUUAUGAUCCUGACUGCAGGCGAGACGACCCCUACUGGCCCGAGGCCAAGCGGCUGGCCAUGGAGGAUCGGUACCACUCCGACUUCAGCCGCCAGGAUCGCUUCCACGACUUCGACCACAGGGAGCGGGGCCGGUACCAGGAUCAUUGUUUGGACAGCCAUUGGAAUUAUGAUUUCUGUGUUGAUUCAACUGAAACUUCUCAUUUUCAUUCCAGAAGAGACGGUUCCAGAGGACUCCCAGAUCGAGAUGGGCAGCACUACCCAGACGAGCGCCACGGAGGGCCCGAACGGCACUCCCGGGACACCUGGAGUGGUUAUGGCUCUGACAGAAGAAUGAGUGAAGGGAGGGGGAUGCCCCCCCAGAGCCGGCGGGGAGGCUUCACACAAGUGGGAGCCCAGAGCCAGCUGCUGCAGGGCAGCGGAAUGCAGGGAGUGUUCGCGGGGCAGGACCGGCCCAGCCGCGGCGCGGACGGCCGCUUCGCCCGGCGCUACUGAAGGCAACUGUACAGACACAGAGCUCUAUUUUUUGUAAUGCCAGAUGACAAUGGUGGUGAAUUUUAUUAACUUAGGGACACCUUCAAAUCUCUGAUUUCCGAAAAGGGAAGAUUUGCUGCCAAGCUGGAGCCAAAUCUUCACAGCGACUUGUCCGGUUUGGGUUUUCCUCUCCUGUUGGCUUUUGGUAACGUGCUCUCGGUCAGCCAUCACUUCAGAAAGGUUUUUUGGUUAGUCAAACAUUCCAUUUUUCAGAAAGAAUAAAAGAAAAAAAUCACUUUCCAGGCUUAA